AUGGGCAAGGCCAAUGCCGGAAAGCGCAAUGCCGCCGGGUCGGGGAGCCCCUACUCGCGACCAGGAAAAUCCAACAAGACGAACAAUGUGUUCAAGUUCAACACCAAUGUAGGCCAGCAUAUCCUGAAGAACCCUGGUGUUGCGGACGCGAUCGUCCAUAAAGCCGAACUGAAGCCGACGGACACUGUUCUCGAAAUCGGUCCUGGUACCGGUAACUUGACUGUGAGGAUAUUGGAGAAGUCAAAGAAGCUCAUCGCGAUCGAGUUCGAUCCUCGUAUGGCGGCCGAAGUCACGAAGCGUGUACAAGGAACGCCAGAGCAGCGCAAGCUCGAAGUCAUGCUCGGAGAUGCCAUCAAAGUCGACUGGGUUCCCUUUGACGUCCUCAUUUCCAACACCCCCUACCAGAUCUCAUCUCCUUUGGUUUUCAAGAUGCUCGCCAUGCCCAAGCCGCCUCGUCAGGCAAUCCUCAUGUUCCAGCUCGAAUUCGGCCAGAGACUGGUGGCGAAGCCGGGAGACAAGCUCUACGGCCGAUUGAGUGUGAACGCCAACUUCUGGGCGACAUGUUCCAACGUGAUGAAGGUUUCAAAGGCCAACUUCAGGCCACCGCCGCAAGUCGACUCGUGCGUCGUUCGUAUUGUGCCCAAACAGGGAGCCGAGCGCCCUACCAUCAGCUUCGAGGAGUUCGACGGCCUCCUCCGUAUCUGCUUCAACCGCAAGAACAGGACUAUGCGUGCAAGCUGGCUCGGCACCAAGGAAGUUCUUCAGAUGCUCGAGAAGAACUACCGCACGUGGGCUGCUUUGAACAACGUUCCACUCGACGAGACCUUUGUCGAGGACGACGAAGACGAUGCUAUGGACAUGGAUGACGACGCUGACGCCGGUGGCGACGAUGAUGAUGUCGAGCCCAUGGACGAUGAUACCCCGGAAUUCUUCAAGGAGCUCAAGGCCAACGCGGCCAAGGUCCCCGAGAAGACCAAGAGCAAACGCAAGAAGACCAAGGUCGCCGCGCUCGUUAGGCAGAAGAUUGAGGGUGCGCUCGUGAGCACCGAUCUCCUGGACAAGCGUGCCCGCGCUUGCGACGAGACGGAUUUCCUGAAACUUCUAUCCGCCCUCAACUCUGAGGGCAUUCACUUUGCUUGA
Molecule: messenger RNA, 1140 nt
Organism: Colletotrichum siamense
Lineage: Eukaryota; Fungi; Ascomycota; Sordariomycetes; Glomerellales; Glomerellaceae
Gene: DIM1
Product: Dimethyladenosine transferase
Exons: 8
Coding region: 1-1140 (379 amino acids)
Biological process (GO): rRNA methylation
Cellular component (GO): mitochondrial matrix
Molecular function (GO): rRNA (adenine-N6,N6-)-dimethyltransferase activity
Source: RefSeq, a predicted model, not a curated record